Anolis carolinensis (green anole) is the source of this 2101-nucleotide messenger RNA. RefSeq names its product RAB9B, member RAS oncogene family (gene rab9b). The transcript has 2 exons. Bases 174 to 779 code for a protein of 201 amino acids. NCBI's taxonomy places the organism in Eukaryota, Metazoa, Chordata, Lepidosauria, Squamata, Anolidae. Gene Ontology annotation, molecular function: GTPase activity; GTP binding. Gene Ontology annotation, biological process: retrograde transport, endosome to Golgi. Gene Ontology annotation, cellular component: lysosome; late endosome; phagocytic vesicle. The record is from RefSeq and is a predicted model, not a curated record.
GGCCUCCUCUCCCAUUGGCGGCGCAGAGAGAGAUGCUCCGUCCGCCUCUGUCUCCGCAUGCGCGCUGCGCCCGCUCUGCUUCGCCCCCCCCCCAACGCACCUCAAGCUCUGUCCAAUAGAAGGGAGGAGGGCCCCCGACGCCCCCGCGGACAGGCCUUGCCACCACUGGCGCCAUGAGUGGGAAGUCCCUGCUGCUGAAGGUGAUCCUCCUUGGAGACGGAGGCGUCGGGAAGAGCUCCCUGAUGAACCGCUAUGUGACCAACCGGUUCGACUCGCAGGCCUUCCACACCAUCGGGGUGGAGUUCCUCAACCGGGACCUGGAGGUGGACGGGCGCUUCGUUACACUCCAGAUCUGGGACACGGCCGGGCAGGAGCGCUUCAAGAGUUUACGGACGCCCUUCUAUCGGGGGGCCGACUGCUGCCUGCUGACCUUCAGCGUGGAUGACCGGCAGAGCUUCGAGAACCUGGGCCACUGGCGGAAGGAGUUUGUCUGCUACGCUAACAUCCGGGACCCUGACCGCUUCCCCUUCGUGGUCCUGGGUAACAAGGUGGACAAGCUGGAGCGGGUGGUGGGACCCGAGGAGGCCCGUGCCUGGUGCCUGGAGCAUGGCAACUACCCCUACCUGGAGACCAGUGCCAAGGAUGACACCAACGUGGCUGUGGCCUUUGAGGAGGCUGUGCGGCAGGUGCUCGCCAUGGAGGAGCAGAUGGAGCACUGUAUGAUGGGACACACCAUCGACCUCCGCUCUGGUGCGAAGUCCAGGUCUUCCUGCUGCUGACGGUGGCCCAGCAAUGCACCAUUCCCUCUGGCCAGGGCUGGCGGCCUGAGAGCUGCCCUUGGUGGGACAGGAGAGAGGUGAAUGGGAGCCACCAGAGAGGGUCCGGGGGUUGAGCCACCCAUUCUACCUGUGGCCAGCGGCAACCACGUCUGCUGCUCUUGGGCAGCGCAAGGCGGACUCUUCCCACACCAUCCCCUGAGCCUGAGAUUCUGGAAGAGGCCCAGAGAGAGGACACUGCCAAUAACUUUCCCCUUCUUGUCUCUGCCCUUAAUUAGCCAGGAAAGGGUUGCUGGGAUCCAUGGUGCCCAUUGACCACAAGUUCUCCAGUGUUUGCCCUGCCUGAAAAUUAAGGCCUGGAAAUGGACCAGGGCUGUCCCCCCCCCCCCUCCGUGUCAGGAGUGACUUGCACCAAGUCACAUCUGGUGUGAAAGAAUUGGCCAUCUGCAAGGACGUUGCCCAGGGUACGCCUGGAUGUUUUGAUGUUUUACCAUCCUUGUGGGAGGCUUCUCUCAUGUCCCCGCAUGGAUCUGGAGCUGAUAGAGGGAGCUCAUCCACGCUGUCCCCAGGUGGGAUUCGAACCUGGCAGCCUUCAGGUCAGCAACCCAACCUUCAAGUCACAAGGCUUUAACCGACUACGCCAUCGGAGGCUGUGAGGGCAUAGGCAGACAGAAAGCAUGCAUGAGCCAUAAACUGGUUAACCUGAGUCUGUGGCCUUUGAGUGCUAAGCCCAGGUUUCUCCAUCCUCCUUCAAUGGAGCAGAAGAUGCUGGAUUUUGUGUCCAGGGAGGAAAGCGCAUUGUCACACCAAGGGCCCCUAUAGAGGGGGUCAGUGACCUUAGACUAGCCCUUUCUUGCUAACCACCACCAGACUUGCUGGGGAGCAAGUGAACAGAUUUCCGCCCCCCCCCCCCCCCCUUUGCUCUUUGAGUGACAGUCGGGUGCCCUCUGCUGGGCCCAGCUGGAAACAGCAAAUGCACCUCUGGAUUUGAAGAUUUACGUCUGGAAGGAUUCCCCAUCAGCUCUCUUCAACCCACACAUGCAGAGGAAUGCAGGAUUCGCUGCCCCUCUUCUAGGCCCCUAAGAGUUUUUUCUGCCCUCACGUGGCUCUGUAUGUCCACUGGUCAGGAAGACUUUGGGGUGGGCAUGAUUUUUGCCAGUGGGAGCUGUGGAGAUCCCAGUCGCUUGCUUGCUUCCCCUGCCACCUGCCUCUUUCUACGGAUCUGCAAAUAAGGGUCGAUCUGCUUGAGCUUUACAGGAGCUGGGAAGGGAAAGGCACAAAGCCAGUCUGUAUUUGAGCCAAUAAAAAUGUGAAUGUAACAAAGA